AUGUUCAGGUUGCGGAGAUCGACAUCUGACAUCCGAGUCGAGACAUCCGAGGAUUCCCACUUGCAAUCACCGGAACCACAUCGACUUCCACAAGAGAUAUUCGAUCUCAUAGUCGACUUUAUCGCGUCGCACAAGCGCGAAUCAAAUGAAUGGAGAGACACCCUUGUUUCUUGUACAAGUGCCUUCAGGUCACUGAGGUCCAGAGCGGUUGUGAUGCUAUUCAAGGAAGUCGAACUUCGCACCAAUCCCUUCAACAUACAACGGCGAGCCGCCAGGCUCCUGAAGGUGCUCAAAGGCGAUCUGCGGCUUGUUGAGAACAUGCAUUCGUUCACCGUGUCUUUAUCAUUCGACAGACACCACCCUGCCGUGCGCGCAGGCCAAAUCCUUCACCCUCGAUAUCGCCGACUCGCACUCUCCGCAGUGGACACGAUUAGACUGAAGAGAGGCUCUUUCUUGGAAAUCCUGGAGCUUAUCCUCACACACUCUCAACUGCGAACCCUCGGGGUCGAGGGCAACUAUAAUUGGGAGGGCCAGCUAUUAUCAAGGAAGGAGAAGGAAACCCUGAUCGCGAUUCGGUCGAUGCCCUCUAUCAAGACUCUCGGCCUCUGCGGAAUAAACCACCUCGACCCGAGGAUGUUCUUCGGAAACCGUCCAUCGGAGAACACCUUGGACAAGAUCGUGCUCGAUGGGAUGCUUAACUACGGCCCCAUACCCAAUAAUCUCGUGCCACCUCCCCCGCCCUCGAAUAUAACGUCGGUGCAGUUAUCCGACAGGUCGUGUCGUCUGUUGGAUUUUAUGAUGCAGCGUCUUCAUGAACCUUCUCCCUUGAGCAUCAGAACAUAUCCCACUUACUUUCCCGCUCUCAAAAAGCUGAAGAUAAGCUACGUGGGAAGUUUGGGAGACUUGACGGCUAUGUGGUAUUUCAUCACAACUGCGACGUCCCUUGAGUCCCUCGAACUUGAACAUAUAGGGAACUAUGGCACGCGACAGUCUGUCGUGGAAAGUGUCUGGUGCCUCAGUGACUUAGGCGCACUGCGUCACCUCAAGUUCAGUACCGGAACGAGAGACGGACCUAAGUCGAGACGGAAUAUCCAGGUCAUCAUGGAGAUACUGCGGUCCUCCAGGGAACCCAGCGCAAUCCAAUCUCUAGCCAUUGACUUCGAUAUCCCGGCCAACGGUGAAAUAGACCUGACGCAGAAUUCCGUCAAACAAUAUUGGGAGCAAGUGGAAAGGAUCUUGACAGGGCCCCAGUUCCCCGCAUUGCGCUCGGUGAAGAUCAACAUCAAGGUUGCACGGCCCAGCGAUGACGAUGAUAUCUCGAUGUUAUGCCUUCAUUAA
This is a messenger RNA of Cyclocybe aegerita, 1338 nucleotides long. The record is from the annotation of a GenBank genome assembly. NCBI's taxonomy places the organism in Eukaryota, Fungi, Basidiomycota, Agaricomycetes, Agaricales, Hemipholiotaceae.